UAAUAAUAUGCACAUUGUUCAUCGAUACUUGUACAUUGCUUGUGCUGAGAAUACUCUCCUAAGUUGCUUUUACCCACCAUCAUCUUUCUUCUUCCCCAUUUCCUUCUUCAAGAAAUAAGCUUUCGAGAAAUGGAGAGUUGCAGAGAGCCCAAGAUGGGUUUUUGUCUUCUCUUCCUGCUUUUACUCCACUUACAACUUCUCCCCGAUUCCUCCGCCGUCGGAUCGGCUCCGUUGCCGGAAUAUCGAGCCCUCCUCUCCUUGAAAACUGCCAUCACCGACGACCCACAAUCCACUCUCUCUUCAUGGAAGAUCUCUACUAGUCACUGCACUUGGUUUGGUGUUACUUGCGACUCCAAUCGUCAUGUCAUCGCCUUAAACGUUUCUGGACUUAACCUCACCGGAACUCUUUCUUCCGACAUCGGAAACCUUCGCAAUCUCGUUAACUUCACCGUCGCUUCCAACAACAUUGUUGGGCCUAUCCCUCCGGAGCUUUCUUUGAUUUCUGGGCUUCGUCUUCUAAACCUGUCUAACAACAUCUUCAAUGAAACCUUUCCCCGAGAACUUGCUAGCCUCAAGUUUCUCCAAGUGCUUGACCUUUACAACAACAACUUGACCGGAGAUCUUCCUGUUGUUGUGUCGGAAAUGACAAACCUUCGUCAUCUCCACCUUGGCGGAAACUAUUUUUCUGGGAUUAUUCCGGUGGAAUACGGCCGAUUUCCUACGCUCGAAUACCUAGCGGUUUCCGGAAAUGAACUCACUGGAGCUAUCCCGCCGGAAAUCGGAAACCUAACAAACCUCAAAUAUCUCUACAUCGGCUACUUCAAUAAUUUCACCGGCGGUAUUCCUCCGGAAAUUGGUAACUUAUCAAACCUCAUUCGCUUCGACGCCGCCAACUGUGGCCUCACCGGAGAAGUUCCUUCUGAACUUGGUAAACUUCAAAACCUAGAUACACUCUUUUUACAAGUAAAUGGGCUCUAUGGAUCUCUACCGAAAGAGCUCGGAACUUUAAAAAGCUUGAAAUCAAUGGAUCUUUCAAACAAUAUAUUCACCGGAGAAAUACCCGAUUCCUUCCUCAACCUCCUCAACCUCACCUUACUAAACCUGUUUCGUAACAAACUCCACGGCUCAAUACCAGACUUCAUCGGUGAAUUGCCGGAGCUAGAAGUCUUGCAGCUGUGGGAAAACAACUUCACCGGAAGCAUUCCGCAAGGUCUUGGAAAGAACGGGAAGCUGCAAAUACUUGAUCUGUCUUCAAAUAAAUUAACCGGCGAACUUCCGCCUAAUUUGUGCACCGGAAACAAGCUUCAAACCCUAAUCACAUUGGGAAACUUCUUGUUUGGGCCGAUACCAGCGUCCCUUGGUGAAUGCCAAUCGUUAAAUCGAAUCAGAAUGGGGGAUAAUUUUCUCAACGGUUCGAUUCCGAAAGGGAUGCUCAGUUUGCCUGAACUCUCGCAGGUUGAGCUUCAAAAUAACCUCCUCACCGGUGAAUUCCCGGCGACCAAUUCUGUUUCAAUCAGCCUCGGUCAGGUGAGUUUAUCCAAUAACCAUCUCUCCGGUCCGUUACCUCCUACCAUUAGUAACUUUUCCGGCGUUCAGAAACUUUUGCUCGAUGGUAACCAAUUUACAGGUCCUAUUCCGUCUGAAAUAGGGAAGCUACAACAACUAUCAAAGAUUGAUUUCAGUGGCAACAGCUUCUCCGGCGAAAUUGCACCGGAGAUCAGCCAGUGUAAGCUGUUAACAUACGUGGAUCUUAGCCGGAACCAGCUUUCCGGUGAGAUUCCUACUGAACUCACAGGAAUGCACAUUCUCAAUUACUUGAAUGUAUCACGAAAUCAUUUGGUAGGCAACAUUCCGACCUCAAUAGCAUCAAUGCAGAGUCUAACAUCUGUUGAUUUCUCCUAUAACAGUCUUUCCGGCAUGGUUCCAGGCACCGGCCAGUUCAGCUACUUCAACUACACUUCAUUUUUAGGAAACCCAGAUCUCUGUGGACCAUUUUUAGGACCUUGUAAAGAUGGAGUCGCCAAUGGGACCCAUCAACCACAUUCAAAAGGAACACUCUCACCUUCAACCAAGCUUUUUCUCGUUAUCGGCCUGCUUCUCUGUUCAAUAGUAUUUGCAGUUGCAGCAAUCAUUAAAGCUCGAUCUCUAAAGCGAGCCAGUGACGCACGAUCAUGGAAGCUCACAGCUUUCCAGCGACUAGACUUCACCUGCGAUGAUGUUCUCGAUAGCUUAAAGGAAGACAACAUCAUCGGAAAAGGAGGAGCCGGAAUCGUUUACAAAGGAGUGAUGCCAAACAACGAGCUUGUCGCUGUGAAACGAUUACCAGUCAUGAGCCGUGGUUCAGCCCAUGAUCAUGGUUUCAACGCCGAGAUUCAAACCCUAGGGAGGAUUAGACACCGAUACAUCGUAAGAUUACUUGGAUUCUGUUCAAAUCACGAAACGAAUCUCCUGGUUUACGAGUAUAUGCCAAACGGAAGCUUAGGAGAAAUGCUUCACGGAAAAAGAGGCGGCCAUUUGUAUUGGGAUACAAGAUAUAAAAUCGCCAUCGAAUCUGCAAAAGGACUUUGUUAUCUCCAUCAUGAUUGUUCACCAUUGAUCCUCCAUCGUGAUGUUAAAUCCAACAACAUCCUUCUAGAUUCCAAUCUCGAAGCCCAUGUUGCCGAUUUUGGUCUUGCUAAAUUCUUACAAGAUUCUGGCACAUCUGAAUGCAUGUCCGCCAUUGCUGGUUCUUACGGGUAUAUUGCACCAGAAUAUGCAUACACAUUAAAGGUUGAUGAGAAAAGCGAUGUAUAUAGCUAUGGUGUAGUCCUAUUGGAACUGGUCACCGGGAGAAAACCGGUUGGGGAAUUUGGUGACGGCGUUGACAUCGUUCAGUGGGUGAGAAAGAUGACCGGAGGUAACAAAGAACGGGUUUCAAAGAUUGUGGAUCCGAGAUUACCCAAUGCCCCGACCCAUGAAGUGAUGCAUGUGUUUUAUGUGGCAUUGCUUUGUGUUGAAGAACAAGCGGUGGAAAGGCCUACCAUGAGAGAAGUUGUUCAGAUCUUGACGGAGCUUCCAAAGGGAGGAGAUGCGGUGGCAGCCACCACCGGUGGUGGUGGUGGCGACUCAAUGGAUUCACCUAUUUUGGCGGCGGUUACAGUGGAAUCACUCGAGAGUGGUGUUGACAACAGGGAACAAAACCAGCUUCGUGAUCUUUUAAGCGUAUGAAAUAAGAAUGUUGGGUUGGGGUUUUUGUGUUAUUUGUUUAGUUUUUGAAUGUGAUUUGUAUAUGGUAGGAUUGAGUUUAUGGUAAUUAAGCAGUGUUUUCAUAUGGUUGGAUGUUUUUAAAUGAAAUGGAAUAUAAGAUUCAGGCGAAAACGUUAUUUAAA
Molecule: messenger RNA, 3368 nt
Organism: Lactuca sativa (garden lettuce)
Lineage: Eukaryota; Viridiplantae; Streptophyta; Magnoliopsida; Asterales; Asteraceae
Biological process (GO): protein phosphorylation
Molecular function (GO): receptor serine/threonine kinase binding; protein kinase activity; ATP binding
Source: RefSeq, a predicted model, not a curated record